Medicago truncatula (barrel medic) is the source of this 659-nucleotide messenger RNA. RefSeq names its product putative lipid-transfer protein DIR1. The coding region runs from base 98 to 418 and encodes 106 amino acids. The transcript is spliced from 2 exons. The record is from RefSeq and is a predicted model, not a curated record. Gene Ontology annotation, biological process: systemic acquired resistance. NCBI's taxonomy places the organism in Eukaryota, Viridiplantae, Streptophyta, Magnoliopsida, Fabales, Fabaceae. Gene Ontology annotation, molecular function: fatty acid binding.
UUGCAACUUGCAACAAAACCCUAAAGUCUAAUAAAACUCCAUUAUAUAUAAAUUAACAUUAUAGCUUGUUAAUAACCUAGAUUAGGUAGCUAGAGCUAUGACAAAGAUUAAUAUCAAUGCUUUGGUAAUGAAUUUGCUAGUUUUUGUAGCAUUGCUUAUUGCAUUAUUUGGUGGUGCCAAUGCUAUUAUAGUAUGUAGCAUUGACACAAAUAAGCUAGAUGUAUGCCAUGAUGCAAUAACUGGGAAACGCCCUCCAAAACCAACUACAAAAUGUUGUGCACUUAUUAAGAAGGCUGAUUUGUCUUGUCUUUGUAGAUACAAGUCACUCCUACCUGCACUUGGAAUCAACCCUACAAAAGCUUUGGCCUUGCCUAAAAAAUGUGGUAGAAAAACACCACCUGGAUGUAGAGCGAAUUGAAGAAAUUCUUGAGAACCAUUUGCUUUUGUAAUGUUUAACUAAGCAUCCUCUGGCCUCUCAAAUAAAUGAAUAAUGUUUCUUCAAUGUAUUUACCUCUUCUAUCUAUUUAUGUAUUCAAGAUGUAUGAUGUAUUAAAUUUUAUAAAGUUAUUUGAUGUACUAAAAUUUAAAGAUAACAAAAUGUAUUUCUCACUCGAUGACAAGGAUUGUAAGUUUUAUGUAUCAGUCCCUUUACUCCUCAA